GCAGAAUUUUGGCAAAACAGCAAGCAGUGUUUACUCGGUCACUGACAUCUUUAGAUUAGAGGAGCAGAUAAUUUAUAAAAUACUUGUUACUUAAUUUGAAACCCGGCCAGACUUGAGAGAGGCACAGUCAUCCGCAGUCUCCGCAUUUUGCUGAUAACAGAAAUUAAGGAAUAAUGUCAUCGCUAGAAGUCUUCAUGAUGGCUGGCAGCCCUCCAAGCUCUGCAGUGCUGGCUCUUCUGGCCGAGAUCAAAGUUCCGUUCCAAUCAACUGAAUUAGACUAUUUCAAUGGGGACCAUUUGACUGAGGAAUUUGCCAAGCGCAAUCCUCAAAAAGAGGUGCCCGUUAUCAAGGAUGGCGACUACGAACUGAGUGAAAGUGUGGCCAUAAUGCAAUAUCUUGCUGAUGCUUAUGGAGAAAAUUUCCCUGACUUGUACCCAAAAGAUCCGAAGCGCCGAGGAAUUGUCAACCAGCGCCUGGCCUUCAACCUUUGCAAUUUCUACGCCAAUGUUUAUGCCUUUACAUUUGGGAUAGUCUAUGGAGGGGAUGCUGAAAAAACCAAACCAGCUGUGAUCAAAUCCCUGCUGGUUCUUGAAACAAUUUUGAAAGCCCAAGGAACUAAGUUUGCUGCUGGAGAAAACUUUACCAUUGCUGACAUUGGAUUGCUUGCCACUGCCAUUUGCUUGGACGCUGCUGGCUUUGAUUUGAAACCAUACCCCACAGUGGCCAAGUGGUACGAUGAGUGCAAAAAUCGCUCACCUGUGUGGGACACCUUUAAGACGUGUCGAGACGACUUGCACGACUUCUUCAACAACCCUCCGAGCAAGGAAUUGAUUGAAAAAGCAGUGAAAAAUCGUGAGAAAAGCUUUGAAAAGUCAGAGCUUUAAUCACAGUUAACUGCAAAGUACCUAAAUUGAGAUGUGCAGGGGAUUUUGAAUCCGUCCGCAGUUAAAAUUUGUAAUGGAUCAAGUCAUUCCGCAAACAAAAGUUGUGUUUAUUUGUAUGAUUUUCUGGUCAAUAGAUGUUCCUUCAAAUAAAAACAUCAUUUCCGA
Neocloeon triangulifer is the source of this 1049-nucleotide messenger RNA. RefSeq names its product glutathione S-transferase 1-like. The coding region runs from base 174 to 884 and encodes 236 amino acids. Gene Ontology annotation, molecular function: glutathione transferase activity. The transcript is spliced from 7 exons. NCBI's taxonomy places the organism in Eukaryota, Metazoa, Arthropoda, Insecta, Ephemeroptera, Baetidae. Gene Ontology annotation, biological process: glutathione metabolic process. The record is from RefSeq and is a predicted model, not a curated record.